Messenger RNA from Fonsecaea multimorphosa CBS 102226, 1869 nucleotides. RefSeq lists its product as uncharacterized. The record is from RefSeq and is a predicted model, not a curated record. Lineage: Eukaryota; Fungi; Ascomycota; Eurotiomycetes; Chaetothyriales; Herpotrichiellaceae. The transcript is spliced from 6 exons. Bases 1 to 1869 code for a protein of 622 amino acids.
AUGACGGACUUCAACUUUCUCUUCCUGGUCAACACGCCAGGCAUGUACUAUCAAGGAAACAGCACUCCUCAGCGGCCGAGUAUCACCUCUCAGGCGCGCUCGCACGCUGCCAUGGCCUUUCACCGGAAGAGACAUGCAGCGCUCCAGGUCAAGUCCACAAAGUCGACGACGGGUCUGGCACGCCGUGCUAUACUCAUGUCGAAGCCCCGCGAGACCACAAGGAGCAGAAGGAGAAACCAGGAAGAUUACGAGGACAAUUCCAUUAUUACUGCUGCUCCCCCUGCUGUUAGCAGAAAAGGAGCGGUCUCGAUUCGCGAUUUUCCCCUAAAAUCUCAACAACAGUUCGAGAGACAUUUGUCGCCACUAAGCCAUCCCGUCGAUAUCCUUCCUGGAGUCCCACACCGCGAUUCUGCUGGCUUUUCUGCCGCGGCUGAAUUCUAUAGCACCGUCAAGCCAGAUUUGGUGCACGCACCUGUGUUUCACAUCUUUGAUGUGAGCAACACUUUUGCCAAGAGCGGUUCGCAAGAUAUCUAUCUCUAUCCACUGCUUUGGGUCAUCUCGUGCCCCGUGGAGUGCGGUCGGGACCGCUCUUACGGAAGAAAGGAGGGUGAGCUGGGAAGGGAAAGAGAGUUGGCUCAAGCAGUGCCGUAUACAAUACGUGGAAGUCUGCAGGCAAGGUCUACACACAUGAGCUACUACGACCUCAUGACGCAUGAGGUGGCCCUGCACGCCGGCGUGGCAGUGGCCAACAUGGUGCGCGACGUUUUUGUUCGGUCGAACUUCCCCAACAACAAGACGGGUCCCUCGGCGCAGGUGCUCCGCCUGAUCCAGGUCGCCAUCUCCAAGUUGCGCGAGCACAUGGUUGUACAAGACGAGGAUCCCGGAGGUGGUGGUGAUGGUCGACAUCGACGACAGCGAGCCGUCAACGAUGAUGGAGCGAUCAUCGCGGCGUUGUUCUUGGGACAUAUUGCUAGUGGUUUCGGCGAUCUGGAGGCUUUCCAAAUGCAUCGACGAGGGAUCAAGACCAUGAUAGAGUCUCGGGGCGGACUGGACGUGCUUGGGCUGGAUGGCAUGUUGAAAUGCUCGGUCUUGCAGUUCGAGUCGUGGUGGACCCAUAUAUACCGCGACACCUCUGUGUUUGCAUCUUCCAAACCCGCCUACAGCCCAGUCUACCUCUCCCCACCAUACUCGGCAGAAACACUACGUCUGCUUUCGCGCCUCCCGCCGGGAUUCCGUCGUCUAGCGACCCGUGGCCAGCUCGCCAUGGACGUCGUGACCGUGCUGUCCAGCAUCGCUGCUUACCAAGACGCCAUUCAGACUAGCCCUGGGGGUGUCGCGCGGCAGAUGGAGGCGGUGGCCUCGUUACCCGCGCGCAGACGGCACGCCGACUUCAGCGACGCCUGCACCUGCCUGCUCGACCCGGCGCCCAACUUUGAAAAGUACCUCGUGUUCGCGCUCAUUUGCUACGCCAGCGUCGCCUUCGCGCCAGACAGGCAUUAUCUGUCCGCAAGCCACACCGCGUUCAGGACGCCAAGGUUGCUCCUCACACAAGACCUGCCGACCUUUCGUGUGGUGGUGGAGGAGGAAGAGCAUGAUGUAGCAUUGCGAGACGAAACUAGCCACACCGAAGAGGCCGGCGACAACAACGUCACGGAAAAGGAAUGUCUAGUCUGGAUGUGGCUUGUCACGCUCAGCAGCUGGACGGCCACGGACGGUCCACACUCGGGAAACGCAGCUUCCCUGCAAAGCGCGUUUCGAGCUAGGUUUCCCGAGUACUGUGACCGGGGGCGUUUGGAUCUUGUCUUGAGGCAGUUCUUUUGGACAGAUGCUUUAGACCACCAGGUGGAGAUGAAGGCCGGUCUUGGAUGA